AUGGUCAAAGCUAUCAGAGGCACCCUUGUGCGAUGCGACGCGUCGAUCAAAGCCAUGCUGGUCGACAUUGACAGCAAGAACAAUAACGAAUACAUCAUAGAAGAGCUCGACGAGGAGCACAUUUUGGUCAAGGAGACUAAGGUCAUCGAACUCAAGAGUCGGUUGAACAGCAUGAUGAGAGAACGGCUGAAGGAGCCCGAGAGCUCAGACUCUGAGUAG
Messenger RNA from Boeremia exigua, 219 nucleotides. RefSeq names its product RNA polymerase II transcription factor-like protein B subunit 5. Lineage: Eukaryota; Fungi; Ascomycota; Dothideomycetes; Pleosporales; Didymellaceae. Gene Ontology annotation, cellular component: transcription factor TFIIH holo complex; transcription factor TFIIH core complex. The coding region runs from base 1 to 219 and encodes 72 amino acids. The record is from RefSeq and is a predicted model, not a curated record. Gene Ontology annotation, biological process: transcription initiation at RNA polymerase II promoter; transcription by RNA polymerase II; nucleotide-excision repair, preincision complex assembly. The transcript has 3 exons.